This is a messenger RNA of Pestalotiopsis fici W106-1, 2799 nucleotides long. RefSeq lists its product as uncharacterized. The coding region runs from base 1 to 2799 and encodes 932 amino acids. Gene Ontology annotation, biological process: arachidonate metabolic process. Lineage: Eukaryota; Fungi; Ascomycota; Sordariomycetes; Amphisphaeriales; Sporocadaceae. The record is from RefSeq and is a predicted model, not a curated record. Gene Ontology annotation, cellular component: membrane. The transcript is spliced from 4 exons.
AUGAGUAAACCAAAGCGGGCUGACAAGCAAUCCACGGUGAAAGAUGGCGGUGGAGUGCGGGGUUUGACGUCUCUUUUGCUACUACAGAGCAUAUUCCAAUCAAUCGAAACCGUGACUGGCAGGAAAGUACAUCCACAUGAAUACUUUGACUUGAUCGCAGGUACUUCAACUGGCGGUCUCAUUGCUAUUAUGCUAGGGAGGUUGCGAAUGCCAAUAGAAGAGGCUAUCGAGGCCUACAAGAAGCUCUCUCUAAUCAUAUUCAAAAAGAAGUGGUGGUCCGAUUUUGCAGUACUCAAGGUUCUGGGGGCAGAGAUGAACCGUCACUGGUUUCGAGGCCAAAAUCUCCAAGAUGCAAUCUGCAAUCUGCUCUCCGAAAAACAAAUGGAUCCCGAACUUGACCUGAGAGAAUCCGAAUCCGACGAUGCUCGGUGCAAGAUCUUUGUCUGCGCUGUUGACGCAUACUCAUCAAACGUGCAACUGCUCCGAUCCUACAGAUCAAACGCUCCAGGACAGUUCAACUACGAAUGUAGCAUUUGGGAAGCCGCGCGCGCCACUUCGGCUGCACCUCUGUUCUUUGAACCCAUAACUCUGAGAAGAGGCGGUGCUACCUUUGUGGACGGCGCAGUGAGGGCCAAUAACCCGGUCGAAGAGGCCGUGAACGAAGCUCGAUCCUUGUGGCCAGACCGGCAGGUCGGUUGCCUUCUCAGUCUAGGCACGGGUAUCUCGGUUCGCCCGGGAUUCGAUCCAAAGAAGAAUAGUCUCCACGCUGUGCUUGCGUCGCUCGCCAAAAUUGCAACAGAUGCAAACACCAAGCACAUUGCUUUCAAGAGCAGUCACUACUGCAAUCAGCUCAUACGGUCUCGGCGUUACUUUAGAUUUUCAGUGUCUCAAGGCGUUUCUGACAUUGAGAUGUCAGACUUCAUGAAAUUGCCAAUCAUGCAGUCGGCGACCAUUCAAUAUACCGCUGAAGUGUCCAAGGAAAUCGAAGAAUGCGCGAGGCAACUGGCUUCAUGGGAUGAGACUUACGUGAAAUCUUCAAAUGCGCCCUUGCACAUGGAUUCUGGCCACAAUCCUGCCCGCAAGUUCCUCACGCUUUUGGACAUGGAUUGGGAACGGCCUGUGAGCUCUUACGUGGAGGACUUUGGCACUGGUGUAUUGGUCAUCCUUGCAAUUACGCGGAUUCUUAGCGCCUAUAAUCAGGCUGUCAACGACCAGCCGGCGCACACCAAGGUAGUUACCGCGCAACUCACUACCCUCCGUCUUAUGUUCCAGACUCAAUGCUUUCUUCUCCUCUCGUCAGUCAUUCAAGACAGCGCAGACAGUCUUUACCAGUUCAUAUACUCGCGAGAUGACGACCCGGCUGAUUUGUUGCAAUUGCUCCAAUGCUCUCAAGACCAGACUUUGGCUCUAGAGGACAAUGCAGGGAGGCGCAUCUGGUCGGUGCUUAGUGACUACGAACAACAUGCCGCGGCUGUAAUCCUGCCUCAACUCGGUCGCAUUGAACACCGAGAUCUCGCUCGCUUUCGCUCGUUCAACCUCGACAUUCACGCCUUGGUUCGCUCUCGCGGUCAUCUUCAUGGUCUUGGGCCUAAUCUCCCCGACGACGGACCCACGAUAGAUGUCGAGCUGUCGAGGAUUAGCAGGGUGAAUCAAGUAUCGCGGCAUUUGCAAAAUGCUUGUGGGAACCUGUGGUCUUGUGCAGAGCACCCAGUUCACUCAACAAGCUUGAAAUUGGCGCCAUCCAUGGCUGGAUCUUCGAGCUGGUACCAGGACCAGAAAUCUUCCGUCACAUUCGACCUCGUUUUGACUAAUUCUGCCCUCGGUCAAUCCCAGGAGUCGACUUCGUUUGAAAUUACAUGCCCCAUGGCAGCUGAUCAGCCUCGCAGCGCGGAUAGUAAUUCCGACCUAUUCGAUCAAGGCGACGAGAUUCCAAGGCCGCCAGUCAGAGAUGUUCGUGAAAGAGGGGAAACCAGAGGCCGUAAAGUGAUAUUUGAAGGCCAAUUGACGAAAGCCCAACAGGAGCAGAUUAUGCUCGGCCCAAUCCUUGAGCCCUUGUGCACCUUGAGAACCACGGACUCGAGCGAUUCCAGGACUCAUGUGGGCUGUUUAGCCUCCUCUGAAUCCACAAAUCUGUCGGUUCAGCUCGUAAAACCGGCAAGGAGGAUGUUCGGCAUGGCUAUGCCAACCCUGUCUUGGAUGCAGCCAGAUAACACUGAAGUCAGGAACUCUGACCGUGUGAGCAAAGCCGAGAAAAUGCGGUUCGCGUUCCAGCUGGCCAAGAUUGUCCUGGCCCACCACUCCACACCCUGGCUUGAAAACGCAUUCUCCCGGGCUGACGUAUCAUUUUGGAGCUCGAGUGCGACUGAUUGCCGCCUCACAAAUCCAUUUCUUUUUCAACAACUAGGCUCAGUUCUGGGAAAAGCCAAGCAAACUGUCAGUGAACAACAUACUGACCCGUGGAUCAAAAACCCAAUUCUGUUCGGUCUAGGAGUCAUACUCUUGGAGCUCGAGUACGAAAUGCCCAUCGAGUCUAUUAUAUCACUACUAUCAAAGCACGCACCUUCAUCUAGGUCCGGAGAAUCCUUGGCGGAGAGGCUGCUGACGGUCAAGUACUCGGCUGGGAAUCAAAUGGGAACUAGCUAUGGCCGCAUCGUCCGCAUGUGUCUGGACUGUGACUUUGGACUUGGAUUGCGAGAGUACUCGCUAAAGGAUACCAUGCUGCAGAGGAGAUAUUAUACCCAGAUCAUUUUAGAGUUUGAGAAGCUACUCCCACAAUGGGAAAAAAUAUAUAGUUUAUAA